Messenger RNA from Pocillopora verrucosa, 1762 nucleotides. Lineage: Eukaryota; Metazoa; Cnidaria; Anthozoa; Scleractinia; Pocilloporidae. The record is from RefSeq and is a predicted model, not a curated record.
AAUGUCUGCGUAUCUGUCCUGCCAGUGUAGCAGAGAACGAUUUUAUUUAUUCAUGAUAAGCGUCGCGACUGGUAAGCGGUCCGAUCAGCGCUUGGCGUUUUCAGAACUGGUAGCGGUUUGAUAUCAGUGCUUGACUUGACAACCGGGUAAGCUCAAGGAAAUUGAGCAAAAGCGAAAGCACCUAGGAAAUCAGCCGUAGGUGAGCCACAUUUUUUAUUUAACGGCGGGAAUCUUCAAGUGAAUGACCCACAAAUGAAUAAACUGUUGUCUAAUUGAGGAAGACAACGCCAUCAAUCAAUUUUAUCGCUGAGUGAAACGAAAGAAGGAGCUGCUAAUCCGUGAGAAUGCAUUUAAAGACGUACAAAAGGCCUCAACAACCCAACGAAAUGAAAGAAAGAACGCCGACAAACUGUCACGAAUGGGAAAAUAAUUUUUCAGCCUACGACAAUAUGAAGAAAACUUCAAGUGUAAAAGAGAACUCUGAAGGGGCGAACAAGACAAAGUACGGCUUGUCAAGCAACCAAAUCCCUGAAGUGUUCAGGACGCCAUUCAUCGUGUCUGGUUAUCGACGACCCGGAUUAACCUUCUGGGAAUGUAUCAGAAGUUUGCUCCGAUCUUCCAACGAAACUAUAAACGUCUGGAGCCACCUGCUUGCUCUAGUACUGUUCGUGUCUGUAAACAUGACGUCCUUACCCACGACUGACCCAUUUUUUCUGCCGCUGAUCUCCUUCGCCGUGGGAAUUUCGGUUCUGUAUUUAAUGAGUUCCUCUGCACAUCUUUUCAACUGCAUGUCAGAGGAUUCCCAUAGAAUUUGUUUCUUCUUUGACUACGCGGCUAUCGGGUUUUACACGUUCACGGCCGGGCAAGCAAUGUUUUUCUACUCUAGGACCGCGGGCGCGUCUGCUUGGGCAGUGCACGAUUCGCUUACCGUUUUCCAGUCUAUUUCGACGUUCUUUUCGUUUUUCAUAACUUUUUUGUGUUGCGCAUCAAACCAUCCACGUUGUAAAGAUUACAAAGCCUUGCUGAGGGUCGCCGUUCUUGCCGUAAAUUGGCUUGUUAUCACAUCCCCGUACACGGUCCGUAUUUUGUUAUGUGAAAACGCCGACCCAGCGUAUAACCGCAUAUCCACGGUGUAUUUCAAACGUCAUGUUGUCUUCUGCGGUUUAGGCGCCGCGCUGUACGCCGCGAGAGUUCCAGAACGUUUAAUGGCAGGUGUGUUCGAUAAUUUUGGCCAAAGCCACAACUUAGCUCAUAUAUUGAUCGCCAUGGGUAUCCAACAGGCGUUCAACGCGGCCCAAGUGGAUCUUCAAGAAAGGAGAUCAGCUCUGUUAGAUCGUUUUUCUUCACAGCCCACUCUUAUGAACACGGUCGGCGUGGCCAUGUUUGUUCUCUUUGGACAUGUUGCUAUUGUCUUGUGGUGUGCGGGAAAGCUGCGUUCUGUAAAGCACAAAUCUGAGAGUAUUAACAAUUAGUUAUCGCAUAAACUGAGAAUGAUUUCAGACUUAUUUUUAAGGCUUUAAAUAUUACAUUUUCUUUGAGUCCUUUCCGCAUUUUUCAAAAACGGUGAUAUAAGAUCUCCUAAAAACCAAAAAUAGUGUAGGAAUGAGUUUUAUCUCCAUUUAAUGUAGCUACUUAGCGAUGUAUUGACUCGUUCUCCGCAGCGUGCAAAAUUAUACUGAUGUGAUUUAUGUAGGCGACAGAGAGCCUUAUCCAAGAGUGUUUAGCGGCAUAAAAUCGCUCAGGUUGUUUAAAGAACAUGAAU